GCAAGAAAUAUUAAAGGCACAUCCUGCAUUUUUCUUUUUUUUCUCUUUCGUCUUUCUUUUUUUCUUUGAAACAAUGAACCGCAUGAUUGCCUCCAAGACUCGUUCUUUGGCCAACUCUACUGGCGUUCUUCGUCGUCUUUACUCUACACACAAGGAUAUCAAGUUUGGUGUUGAUGGUCGUGCUGGUCUCUUGCGCGGUGUUGACAUCUUAGCCAAAUCUGUUGCUGUCACUUUAGGUCCCAAGGGUCGUAACGUCUUAAUUGAACAACCCUAUGGUUCUCCCAAGAUUACCAAGGAUGGUGUUACUGUUGCUAAAUCCAUUGUUUUGGAAGACAAGUUUGAAAACUUGGGUGCUCGUCUUGUUCAAGACGUUGCCAACAAGACCAACGAACUUGCCGGUGAUGGUACUACUACUGCUACUGUCUUGACCCGUGCUAUCUUCUCUGAAGGUGUUAAGAACGUCGCUGCUGGUUGUAACCCCAUGGAUCUUCGUCGUGGUGCUCAAAUGGCUGUUGAUGCCGUUGUCGAUUUCUUGAAGCAACACACCAAGAUCAUCACUACUCCACAAGAAAUUGCUCAAGUAGCCACUAUUUCUGCUAAUGGUGACAAGCAUGUAGGUGAGAUGAUUGCUCAAGCUAUGGAGCGUGUUGGUAAGGAAGGUGUCAUCACUGUCAAGGCUGGUAAGACCAUUGACGACGAAUUGGAAGUUACUGAGGGUAUGCGUUUCGAUCGUGGUUUCAUCUCCCCUUACUUCAUUACCGAUACCAAGACUCAAAAGGUCGAAUUCGAAAAGCCUUUGAUCUUGUUGUCUGAAAAGAAGAUUUCUUUGCUCAGCGAUGUCAUGCCUGCUCUUGAAGCUGCUGCUACUCAACGUCGUCCUCUCUUGAUUGUUGCUGAAGAUGUUGAUGGUGAAGCUCUUGCUGCCUGUAUUUUGAAUAAGCUCCGUGGUCAACUUCAAGUUGCUGCUGUCAAGGCUCCUGGUUUUGGUGAUAACCGUCGUAACAUUUUAGGUGAUAUUGGUAUCUUGACUCAAUCUACCGUCUUCUCUGAUGAUGUUGAUCUCAAGUUGGAAAGAGCUACCCCUGACUUAUUCGGCACUUCUGGCUCUGUUACUAUAACUAAGGAAGAUACUAUCAUCAUGAACGGUGCUGGUUCUAAGGAUAUCAUCACUCAGCGCUGUGAGCAAAUCCGUGGUGCCAUGGCUGAUUCUAGCACUUCUGAAUACGAAAAAGAAAAGCUUCAAGAACGUCUUGCUAAGCUCUCUGGUGGUGUUGCUGUCAUCAAUGUCGGUGGUGCCUCUGAAGUCGAAGUUGGUGAAAAGAAGGAUCGUUUCGAUGACGCUCUCUGUGCUACCCGUGCUGCUGUUGAAGAAGGUAUUGUUCCUGGUGGUGGUGUUGCUCUCUUGAAGGCUGCUAAAUCUCUUGCCAACUUGAAGGGCGCCAACUUUGAUCAACAACUUGGCAUCAACAUUAUCCGCCAAGCCAUUCAAAACCCUUGCCGUACCAUUGUUGACAAUGCUGGUGGUGAAGGUUCUGUGGUAAGUGGUAAGCUUCUUGAAGAACACCCUGAAAACAUCAACUGGGGUUACGAUGCUUCUACCAACGAAUACUGUGAUAUGAUUGAGCGUGGUAUUAUUGAUCCUACCAAGGUUGUUCGCACCGCUUUGGUUGAUGCUUCUGGUGUUGCAUCUCUCUUGACUACCACUGAAUGCAUGAUUACUGAUGCUCCCACCAAGUCUACUAGUAUGCCUGCCGGUAUGCCAGGUAUGGGAGGUAUGGGCGGUAUGGGUGGUAUGGGUGGCAUGAUGUAA
This is a messenger RNA of Gilbertella persicaria, 1810 nucleotides long. RefSeq names its product hsp60-like protein. Gene Ontology annotation, molecular function: protein-folding chaperone binding; ATP binding; ATP-dependent protein folding chaperone. The transcript has a single exon. Gene Ontology annotation, biological process: protein refolding; protein import into mitochondrial intermembrane space; mitochondrial unfolded protein response. The coding region runs from base 74 to 1810 and encodes 578 amino acids. Lineage: Eukaryota; Fungi; Mucoromycota; Mucoromycetes; Mucorales; Choanephoraceae. Gene Ontology annotation, cellular component: mitochondrial matrix; mitochondrial inner membrane. The record is from RefSeq and is a predicted model, not a curated record.